AUGUCAUCGCAUAAAACUUUUCGAAGAAAAAUUAUACUUGCUCGUGCUCAACGACAAAAUCGACCAAUUCCUCAAUGGAUUCGUUUACGAACGAAUAAUCGAAUUAGAUAUAAUGCUAAAAGAAAACACUGGCGCCGAACUAAAUUAAAUAUCUAA
This is a messenger RNA of Pneumocystis murina B123, 156 nucleotides long. Its product is annotated as 60S ribosomal protein L39. Bases 1 to 156 code for a protein of 51 amino acids. Gene Ontology annotation, molecular function: structural constituent of ribosome. The transcript is spliced from 3 exons. The record is from RefSeq and is a predicted model, not a curated record. NCBI's taxonomy places the organism in Eukaryota, Fungi, Ascomycota, Pneumocystomycetes, Pneumocystales, Pneumocystaceae. Gene Ontology annotation, cellular component: cytosolic large ribosomal subunit; ribosome. Gene Ontology annotation, biological process: translation.